Molecule: messenger RNA, 607 nt
Organism: Vigna unguiculata (cowpea)
Lineage: Eukaryota; Viridiplantae; Streptophyta; Magnoliopsida; Fabales; Fabaceae
Source: RefSeq, a predicted model, not a curated record
CUCACCCUCGUAACACAAAGCCAUUUUGUACAACAGAAAACUGCGUCAUGUGUAUGCUGUGCUCAUACGCAUCGUUCAAAUCAUGCUCGGAGUGGAGCACCCCCAGAGGCGGCGCGGCAAUGCUCCGGCAAACGGGGCAACUUGAAUGCGAACACAGCCACGUGUCAAUGCAUGCCACGUGGAAACAGUGCAUGCACUCAGGCAACCUCCUCAGCUUCUCACCCUCCUCAAACUCACCUAAGCACACCACACACGUCCCACCUUCAUCCCCGUCGCCGGAAACCACACCGCCAUCAACUCUCUUCCGGUGGUACGUGUGUGUAGGGAUCAUCUGCACCGCUGUGGAGGCCGUCGCUGGCGGCGUCGGGUGGCGCUGCGGAGGGUUUUGGUGUGUGAUGCGUUGGUACCAGAAGCAAAUGGCUAUGAGAUGGCACAUUGAUACGAAGAAAGCUGAUAAACCCAUUGCAAGGAGGAGAAUCAUGAAGUUGUUAAGAAAGCGGUGGCCACGGUCGUCGUCCAUGGACACCAAGUUAUUGCAGAAUGAGGAAAAAUGGUUGAACUUGUCUGUGUUGAGCCUUAAGAGGUGAUGAAGGUGGCCGGCGGAAAA